UAGCCCAGCAGACGACACCAGUUACUGAAACGGUUCCUGCCACCACUACCGUACCCAUGGUUACCACUGACCAGACUUCGACAUCGUCUUGUACCGAUUCUUGCAGCAUGACAACAAAAGACCUGCAGACAACUCCGGUUACUACCAUGUCUCCAACCACUCCUCCCGUGACCAUGGUUUCUACUCAAUCCAUAUCGACAUCAUCGACCUGCUUCAACGGUUCUUGCCAAACGACAACAGAAGUGGUGCAUCCAUGUUUCAAUAAUCCCUGCACCAAUGGUGGAACGUGUGUGGAAGAUGGAGAAGGAUUCACAUGUCAAUGCCCUUCGGGUUUCCAAGGUACAACGUGCCAAACAGUGGUAAACUCUUGUAGCAGUCACACCUGUCUGAAUGGAGCAACCUGUGAGGAGGGUACAGAAGGAGCCAUAUGUCAAUGUCCUUUUGGUUACGAGGGAAUUCAUUGUGAAACAGAUUUGACGCCGAAUUUCAAUUUCUCCCAAGCACGUGUCUUGGAACCCGCUGACUUUGGUGUGGAUAGAAGCUUGCCUCAGCCUUAUUACAUGCUGGCAGAUCACUACAAUACUUUACAGAUGAAGCAAGCAAACGAUCAUCAAGAAAUUGUCGACGAACCUUGUCGCAAUAACAUGAUGGACUGCAUUAAGCUUACUGGGGCUACGUCACGACUGAAUCCGAUGACGUCGAUAACAGGUACCUGUUUGCAUCAGGUCGAGAACUGUCCUCAAGGGUUCGCCAUAUCCUUGUGGCUCUUCCUGGAGACAGAAGCAAUUGAUGGCGUACCUUCCAAGCUUCUCUCGGUCGAAGACGGAACCCUCAAUGUUCCUUAUGUCAGAUUGAUGAUUACUGCCCAGCGAGCUAUAGAAUUUUCAGUCAAUGAUGGAACAACCAUCUUCAGGUCAAAAAUUUCUGCGGGAAAGGUUAGAUGGAAUCAAUGGUUUAAUUUGGGUGCAAGCUGGAAACCGGGAUCUGUCCCUCUCUUGUUCAUUAACUCUAAACCUCGAGGUCAAAGUUCACAGAGUGAUGUCACAGAACCCAUGGACACGUCAACCAACCGGAAUGUGUGGAUCGGUUCACAGGAAACCGCGGAUUCCUCGGCGCCUGUUACAGUAUCCGAUUUUGUGUACUGGGAUCGCUUCCUGUUUGAGUUUGAAAAUCAUCGCUUCCUGGGAAUAACCGAUGAAGAGAAGCAUUUGCUUUUCAAUGCCGAUCUUUGGUGGACUGUAGACGGCUUUACACGCAGGGAUCAUCUCCAAUUGGGUGACUAUCAAAACCAAGUUGCAUUGACCACGCCCAUCCGUACAGACGAAAAUGCAGUGGUCGUCCUGACGACUGGAAGAGAUGGAAAGGGAAAGGCUCUAGAUGUCAACGGAGAGGACGGAUUCUGGUUAUAUUUUGGAGAUCAUGACGGAACGUGCAUCAGCGAUCCCAGCCUUUGUGAUGAUGGCAUCACUGUUGCCACAUGGAUGAGGCUAACAGAUUACCAUGACAACGAGUUCCACUGCCUCUUGAGUUCGGGUGGACAGACGACACGAGGUUUUGCUAUCUACCAGACCGGACAGAAGAUACGCGCCAUGGUGGCAAACGGAGAACGACAAUGGAUUGUCGAGGCUCCCUUCGAACAGUUUGGUGAAUGGAGCCACAUCGCCCUGACAUGGAAUCUAACGACCGGUCUGUACCUAUACCUAGACGGAAAUACCCGUGGUAUUGACUUGAAGGGUGUCUACAGGGUGCGUGAAGCAGACCUGGACAACAAGCUCAUCGUGGGCAGAAGGAACGACUUCCUCAGCGACUUCGCCAGAUUGGGAUUCGAGGAACUUGCGAUCUGGGAACGAUUCGUCGAGCCGUGGGAAGCCAGACAUGUCUUUGGUUUGUUCGAAAACUCUGUGUACAGUAAAGCUGAUAUCUAUUGGGCAGGUGAAACAUUGAUUUUGAGUAUGUUUGACCUUCUUGAGACCGGCAAAACUGAUGGUAUUAUACCAGGCCCAAACUUAGAUAUUACCAUAGCAACAGAAGAUGAUGAUACAUUCGUUGAAUUACAUCCCAAUUCCUACCUAACGCUCGGAUCCUUUCCAGCCUCCUGUCUAAUCGAAACAGACACCUGCCUCAGCGGGUUUUCGCUCUCAAUCUGGCUUCAAACACCUAUCAAUGCACCCAUCACUGGGAGUCAUCUUAAUAUCGAGUCUCGCAGUUUUACGCUCACUGUGACGUACUACACAGCCGUUGCCAUAGUGAAGACUUCUGACCUGGUUUGGACAACAACGGUACCCAUUGAAAAACGUGGGUCCUGGUAUAAUAUCGCCAUGACGUGGAACCGCUUUGAAAGAUUAGCGGUGUACGUGGAUGGGAUCGAGCCGGAAGGGGCCACAUCGACCACAGAAACGAACCUGGACGUGCAACCCUCAUCGGUGACGGAAGUCGGUAUCAGCUCGACAACGGAAGGGACGUUAAUCACGGAUCUCGCGGUCUGGUACCAGUUUACGUACCCUCGGAAAGCCUUCACGCUCAUGGGAUUAACAGAUCCCGAAGGCUACUGUCAGAGUUUCGGUCGUUACUGCUGGACAUUCCAACCACCCCUCAAUCGCGUCAAUCCCUUCGUGCCAUCUGAAACGGGCGUCUCAUACACUACGAGUUCGAACUACACCGGGAAAUCCGUGGUCACCGACGGAAUGGAAGGCGUCCUCACACUCGGCGACUACGCGGGCAUGUGUCCAAGCGAUCCAUCGGAGUGCGAGCACGGUUUCGCACUCGGGUUGUGGGUGAACUUGGAACCCCCGGAGACUGUGGAUAGUUCUGUGAAGCACAUCAUUAGUCUUGGUGCUGACAGAAAUGGAGAGAGGGGUAUGGCUCUUAUACACGCAGAGGGGAACAUCCGGGCUAUUGUUGCAGACGGCACAAAAAGAUGGGAGGUCGACACCCUGGAUCAUAACGUCACCUAUAACAAAUGGAUGUACAUAGGGAUGAUCUGGGAAGCAACCAACGGACUUCAGAUCACCUUCGAUGGGGUACUAACGGCAGAGAAGAAAGCGGGAACGGUAAGCACAAGAAACAAUGAGGCCUACUCUGUCAUCACCGUGGGUAAAUCAGCAGUUUAUCCUAUUGGAUACCAAGCAGGAGCAUACGAUGACAUUAUGAUAGUUGUACCAGAAACAGUCAGUGAUAUCCCAGUACCAGAAGACCUGAAUGGCGUAGGAAGCGUACGUUACCGUUCUGCUGAUGAGUAUUUCGACGUGACAGACCCGAGCGGUCCGGUAGAAGCAGUCAACACAUCACUGGUUGAGGAUCGCUUCCAUUCUGAGGAUGGGGCUAUUUCCACAGGCAACCCAGCAAAUCACAACUUUGGAUACGUAUCGAUUGGUGAUUACGCGGGUAAAUGUUUGAGUGAUCCAUCCGUUUGUAGUCCAGCCGGUAUGACAGUCAGUUUCUGGAUUGAACUCGGUACCAUCGACCAUUUUCAAGACGUAGCCACCAACCCCGAAGGACUUGGGUAUAUUCUCAGCUCUGGUGCCCAGGUUGCGAAUAGCCGUGGCUUUUCAGUCACUUACGAUGGCGAAACAGUUACUACUGAAGUAGUUGGUUCAACCAUAAUGUGGACUGCAUCUUUCGACGAUGCUAAUUUUGGGAGAAACUGGACUAACUUCGCCAUAACUUGGAGCUCGGUCUCUGGUCUUGAAAUCUUAACUGAUGGCAAACUCAGAGCCACUGACGCACUUGGAACGCCAUUGUCUAGUACAACAACGGACACACACACCGUUGUUCAUCUCGGCAAACGUAACGAUCAAGACAGCGGGUACCUUGGAGGCGCCUUCGAUGACGUCGCCGUAUGGAUAUACACAAUCAAUUACGAGGACGACGAUGAGCUCAGUCAGUUGAUGGGCGAGCUAGGACUUGAUGACAUUUUUAUCACCGAUGAUUAUACUCAAUUGCUAAACUCUGGGCCCACUACAGGAAAGGAAGAAUGUAGAGUCCUUCAUGAAGCGGACUGCGCUAGAUCACUGAUGGAACUUGAGGAUAUUGCUAAUGAAGAGCUCAUUUUCGGUAUUGACGCUGCCACGAGCAUGCGCAGACGAAUGCUCCAUCUGGCACAAACAGAAGAUUCAUUGUCAAAGAACGAAUUAGCCGCUGCAGUGAAUGUUGCUUCUACCCUAGCUCUGUUUGUCCAACCAUUCAACAACAAAACUCAAGCUGAAAAUGCAAUAGAGGAAUUUCUUGAGACCGUAGACGCACUUUUGGAUAGUGAGAGAAAAGAAGAAUGGCAAGAAUUACAAAAGACUAAACCAGGAUCGACUGAAUUGGUUCAUAGUCUCGAAGACUACAUCGCCCAAGCUGCCAGAGAUUUAGAAACAAGCGACACUUUUCUAGGAUGUCAGGAAUUCUAUGAAACAGCAAACAUUGCUACAUGUGUUGAUAAAUUCAUGGCCGAUUCGUUUGGUUCUGACGGGCCUGUUACUUUACCUAUCUACGGGAACGAAUCUGAAUGGAGUGGAGUAGAAGCAAGAUGGAACAAUCUCAAGGAAGAAGUCACCUUGCCCCAAAAUCUAUUCGAUUUUACUCGUGAUGGAGAUGAGGGAAUCCUUGUUCUCUCCAUCUAUGAUGCACUUGAUGAGGUCAUUCCCCGAAACGCAUCUGAAGAUUUUGUUUCGACGUCGACAAACGAGCCUUGGGUGAACAGUCGUGUGAUAUCGCUGAAAGUCUACCCAUCACUACGUCGAGACCUCUAUAAUCCUGUUAGCAUGGUGUUUGUACACAACAGGGGCAUUUCCGAGCAAGAUGUGGAUACUCCUGUUUGUGCCUUCUGGAAUUACUACUUGCCGUAA
Lytechinus variegatus (green sea urchin) is the source of this 4832-nucleotide messenger RNA. RefSeq lists its product as uncharacterized. Gene Ontology annotation, molecular function: calcium ion binding. Gene Ontology annotation, biological process: establishment or maintenance of epithelial cell apical/basal polarity; heterophilic cell-cell adhesion. The coding region runs from base 57 to 4832 and encodes 1591 amino acids. NCBI's taxonomy places the organism in Eukaryota, Metazoa, Echinodermata, Echinoidea, Temnopleuroida, Toxopneustidae. Gene Ontology annotation, cellular component: plasma membrane; protein-containing complex. The transcript has 30 exons. The record is from RefSeq and is a predicted model, not a curated record.